Molecule: messenger RNA, 5889 nt
Organism: Notechis scutatus (mainland tiger snake)
Lineage: Eukaryota; Metazoa; Chordata; Lepidosauria; Squamata; Elapidae
Source: RefSeq, a predicted model, not a curated record
CUCCCUCUUCCCAGGUGGGGUUGCUAACCAGGUCCCUAAAGAGAACAGCAGGAGCAACGCGGCGAUGCAGGAGAUGACAGGCGCCAAGAGGACGUAUGACAUGAUGGAAGGGAGAACAUCCAGGCUGAUAUCCUCUGCUAAUAUAGAAGGUUUAAUGGGACGAGCCAUUCCCUCCGAGAGGCACAGUCCGCUCAACUUAAAGGAUCCACAUCAUAUCCGAGGUUCCAUCACACAAGGAAUUCCUAGGUCCUACGUAGAAUCUCCAGAGGACUAUCCCCGAAGGGAAGCAAAGCAACCCAAGAGGGAGAACACACCACCAAGGGAUUUAACAGACGCCUAUAAGGUCAGGAGCCACGAGUCCCUCACUCCGUUGAAGCUGAAAGCGGUCCACGAAGGGCUGGUCACCACGGUGAAGGAAGCCGGGCGAUCGAUUCAUGAGAUUCCGAAGGAGGAUCUUUGUCGCGCUCCCGAUCUCUCUCUGAUGGCCCGGCCCAUUAAGGAAGGAUCGAUUACCCAGGGUACUCCACUGAAAUACGACACAAACACAUCCACGAAUGCCAAAAAGCACGAUGUCCGGUCUAUUAUUGGCAGCCCGGGCAGGAAUUUUCAUCCCAUGCUCCCCAUGGAGGCCAUGCAGGACCCAAGGACGCUGGAAAGAGCGUACGAGGACAAUUUGAAAAGCAGCAGGCCCAGCCCUGUGACGAACUCUGGCGGCUCCAUCACGCGGGGAGCGCCCAUGAUUAUGCCUGAGCCAGGGAAGCCUCGCCAUAGCCCCCUUGCAUACGAAGACCACCAAGCGGCCCACGGGGCAGCUUUUGGAGGACACCUGCAUCGAGGGUCCCCCGUCUCCACGAGAGAGGCUGCACCCAAGCAAAUGGAAGGAAGCAUCACUGCUGGAAAACCCGUGUCUCAAGACAGGAAGGUCACAACCAGCUCCAGAGACAUCACUAGCUCCAAAUCUCCUCACACCCCACUUCCAGAACACCAUCACCAGAUGUUCGAGCAUCUGAUCCGCGGAACAGGUGGCAUGGAUCUAUACAGGGGGCACAUUCCACUGACCUUUGACCCUGCUGCCAUUCCCCGAGGGAUUCCUUUGGAAGCAGCUGCCUACUACUUACCAAGGCACCUUGCUCCUGGUCCUACGUACUCCCAUCUCUACCCACCCUACCUCAUCCGUGGUUACCCAGACACCGCCGCCAUGGAGAACAGACAGACCAUCAUCAACGACUACAUCACCUCCCAACAGAUGCACCACAACGCUGCCACGGCUACCACCAUGGCUCAGAGAGUCGAUCUGCUUCGUGGCUUGUCUCCACGAGAACCUUCCCUGGCUCUCAACUACGCAGCAGCAGGGAUAAUUGACCUGUCUCAAGUACCACACCUCCCUGUGCUCGUGCCUCCCACUCCAGGCACCUCUGCAGCCUCCAUGGACCGCAUCACUUACAUGCACGGCACUGCCCAGCCUUUCAGCAGUCGACACAGUAGCUCGCCGCUCUCGCCAGGUACCCCUGCGCAUUUAGCCAAGACGGGACCUCCGGUUUCCGAACGGGAGCAAGAACGAGACCGUGAAAAGGAACGCAAAAAAUCGGUGGUGACCAGCACAGCCACGGUGGAACACGCGCCCAUCUGGAGGCCGGGCACCGAGCACAGCAGUGGCCGUAUCUCUGCACACUCUCACAAGCACUCCCCGGUUUCCCCACGUGCCCAGGAGAACAUCCAACAGCGUCCCAGCGUGCUGCAUAACACCAACAUGAAGAUCGUCUCUCCAGAAGGCCUCACUCCCUCCGUUUUACGAUCCUCUUCUUCCUCCUCCUCCUCUUCAUCCAUCGCCACCACGUCCCCAGCCUGCUCCUCCGGCUUCUGUCCGGCAUCGGCGUUGCGCAGCUCCAUGAGUGGCGUGGACAACUAUGCCUCGGUGAUGGAGUCAGCUCAUGUGCAGAAGGAGGUCUCCUCCUCCUCCUCCUCCAGGACCCAGGACCUCAAAAGUGAACGGUCUCAGCCUGAGAUCAACCACCUGUUCCCCUCAAAGUUGUCUGUGGGGCCAAGCCUAGAACAGACCCCUUCGCCCGUAAAAGCUACGGAGUCCAAGACUUUGUCCUCUUCUGGGCCGGGGGCAAGCCACCCGUUUAGCAGAGGACAGGGGAAAAUCCAGCCUUCGCAUCACAGCCCCCUAGACUCAUCACUGCACGCCGUUUCGGCCCCCGAGCAGCCGAGUAGAGAAAAGAGUAAACCCUUUUCAGUGCAGGAACAGGAGCUGCGAGUACUGGGUAAGACUACCAUGACAGCGGCCAACUUCAUUGAUGUCAUUAUCACGCGCCAAAUUUCUUGCAAUAAGGGGAUGCCCGAAAGAAGUACAUUAAAUAACAGCACCAAUGGCGAUGUUUUCCGUGGGAACUACAGUCCUGAUGGCGUUGAAACCAUAAGCCCCGUGAACUCCCCCUCCUCUGUCCUCCACGAGAAAGGGAUGAAGCUGGCUCAAGAUAAGGAGAAAGGGUCCCUCAAAUCGUCUGCGACAGAGUUCCCCCACAUGCAACAGCUCCACCAGAUCAGCGAGGGUCACCAGUCCCCCAGUCAGCCAUUGCAGGGACCCCCGAAUGCCAAAGGAAAUCAGCGCGUCGUCACCUUGGCCCAGCACAUCAACGAAGUCAUCACUCAAGACUACACACGCUAUAAUCCCCAGCAACACAAUCCUCAUAUCCAGCCUCCCGUCUACUCCUACUCCGGGGCUGCUGGCCCUGUGCUGGACCUCCGCCGAGCUCCUACCGAAUCUUACCUCCAGCACCAACCAAUGGAACAUGUUUCAUCGUCUAGAAUUUCCCCCGAAAAUGAAGCAGACCAAAGGUCCCCCGAGCAAAUCAAAAUUCCAUCUUCGGACAACUGCAUCGAGCCGAUUUCCCCUCCCGAGGGCAACGGAGAAGCCGAGCGUGUCCGAAACAGCACCUACCCCAUCCUGUACCGUGAGGGCGAGCAGCUGGAGCUGAGAGGCUGCACCCGAUCCCCGGGAAACAGCGUCCAGCCGCCGGCCUUCUUCAGCAAACUGACAGAGAGCAAUUCCGCCAUGGUGAAAUCCAAGAAGCAGGAAAUCAUCAAAAAACUCAGCACGAGCAACCGGAAUGAGGCGGAAUACAAUGUUGGACAACCCGGGACAGAGAUUUUUUACAUGCCAGCCAUGACAGGAACAGGGUUAAUCAGUUGUAGGAGCCAGGCGGUCCAAGAAAACCCCAGUUCCAACAUGGGGCUGGAGGCCAUUAUCAGAAAGGCUCUCAUGGGUAAAUAUGACCAUCGGUGGGACGAGCCCGCUCCUCUCAGUGCCAAUGCUUUUAACCCUUUGAAUGCCAGCCCGAGCUUGCCCGCUGUUUUGCCUGUAACCUCUGCUGAAGGACAGAUUGAGGAGAUGCAUUCUUCCAUGCCAGGAGGGGGGAAACCAAAGGCUGCCGCCCGCGCUAACAGUCGGAAGGCCAGAUCUCCAGCACCCGGCCUGUCCUCCACCAUUGAGAGGCCGCCAUCCGCUUCGUCCGUUCACUCCGACGGGGACUGUAACAGGAGGACACCUCUAACCAACCGGGUUUGGGAGGACAGGCCAUCAUCCACAGGCUCAACACCGUUUCCAUACAACCCCCUGACGGUGAGACUUUCCACGGGAGUCGUGACCGGCCCUCCACCGCCCACUGCCACCGUUCUGCAGGGCAACUCCAGUACCCAGAACCACGGCUGGGAAGAAGAGCCCAAACCUCUAUUGGUUUCACAGUACGAGACCCUCUCGGACAGUGAAUGAGAAGAAAGAAGGCCGCGACGGGAAGGCCCAUGGACAGAUGGAUGUGGUGGCGAUGGAACGGGUCAGGGAUGGGGGAUUCUGGGAGCUCGUCUCCUUCAGACCAGCUCACCACAGAGCUGUCUUGGGGUGGGGGUGAGGGAGUCUUUUUGUUUAAUUUUUUUACGACAUCUGGAAAGAGGGUAUAUUAAAAAAAAAAACCACAACAACAAAAGAAAGCGAAUAGGUUUUAAAGCCUUAAAAACCAACCAGGAAAUGGAACCCACCACCCAAGUCCAUUUUGGAUGAGGGCCAAGAAGGGAGGGGGUUUGAGAUGGCCAAGUCUACCAACACUCAUGGAGCUUUUUCAUCUCCUGCAUCCACUUUGUCCUUCAGCCCAGCAGAGGAAAGAAGGUGAAGGAAGAGUGUUGGGCUUGGUCAACUCUUGGCCAGGUUCACUUUCCGGUAUUGGUCCCAAGUACCUCCUUGAGAUGGGCUGCUCACCUGAUACUUGAAACCCAGAUCAUCCAACCCCUUUUCCCCUGUAUCUCCUUGUCUUAGCCUAAUGAGGGACCGCCGUGGUGGAGCUGUGGAGUUGUGGGCCAUCUAGAGAAGAUGACUCGGGGCAACCCAAUGAAUUAGAGAUCUCGUUGCUGGUCAUUCAAAGCAGGAGGGUUGGGGUAUAGUUCUUGUUCUGUGCCCCUGAAGGCUGAAUUUGGAACACGUCAGAAGCAGAUAGCCGGAACUUGGGGUGCAGAAAUUGACGUCAAGGAGAAAACCAGAAGAGAGCAGGUUGUUUGGGACAGCGGGGAGAAGAAAUUGGAAUAUCCGUCAAGAGAUGAUUCCUCUAGACGUUAGGGGGUUGACUAGGGAUGGAGAACACAAGAGGCAGCUGUGGAAAUGGCACCAAUCUCUCAAAACGCUUCUUUGGGUAUCAUCUUAUAGCAGUGUUUCUCCACCCUGGCCCCUUUAAGGCGGGCGGACUUCAACUCCCAGAAUUCCCCUGGGCUGGGGAAUUCUGGGUGUUGAAGUCCACCCAUCUUCAACGGCCUGAGAUUUGAGAAACACUGAUGAACACAGGGUAUAUUUUUGUUACAUUUGGGGGGGAGGAGGGGAAAUGAUGCCAGAUUAUUUCAGAGGGUUAUUUUUAAUUCUCGGUUUUGUGGGUGCGAGGAAGGACUCUAAAACAGUGUUAUAUGCUGCUUUUUUUUGGUCGCUACUCUUGUACAAAGAGGGUUUCUAUGUUGGCGUGCGAGAUAUUUGAGCUGUUUGUCCAUUGUAUGGAAAUGUCAAGAGGGAAACCAUGAUUCAGCAAAAUGGUUCUGUAAUUCAGUAGAAUAUAUUAACAUAGCUCUUUCAUUAAAAAAAGAAAUGUGAAUAUAUAUAUAUAUAUAUAUAUAUAUAUAUAUAUAUAUAUAUAUAUAUAAAUGCAGACAAACGCAUACAAACACACACAGAUACACAUUCACACAUAUCAUUUCCAGAUCCUUUUAUCACCUGUAAAGCAAGACAGACCAUCAUAUUUUUCAAAAAAAUUGUCUCUGUUGAGAAAAAUAAGGGAACUUGCAGGAAAGUUGAAAUAGGUAGUUUUCUGAUCCCUAGGCAAUGUGCUUAUUCAGUUGGGUGCGAUGAGAGGGUCCCUUCCCCCACUUUUAACUCACACAAACCACCAUGACUAUAAUUCAAAGUGAAUAGUCUCGUUUUGCCAUCUGUUUUUCUUCCUUUCCUUUCCCUUUUAUACCCGCAAACAGUGAAUCUCAACCUUGUAUGACUUUAAGUUGUGUUGACUUCAGCUCCCAGAAUUCCCCAGGCAGCCAUGUUGGAAGUCCAUGUUUCUUAAAAGUUGUUAAGAUUGAGAAAUUCUGCCCUAGACUGAAUUCUUGAGGCCAAGAAUCCCAGAUAGUUGAGUCUUUUCUGGAGCAGACGAGAGCCGUAUUGGCAUAGCUGAAAAAGGACAAUAUCACACUGUUGAUGUCUCCUGGUUGUUUAAAUUUGUUUCUACAGUGAAGUUUGCUUUCCCAACCAUUUUACUUCUAACUCAUCCUCUUCAUUUUCUCCUAUUGAUGCAGCUGCUUUGUUACAGUAUAUUAAACUCCGGCAUGCAUUAUUAAAUGUUUGCAAAACUGGCAUAUGUAAAA